AUGGCUGCUAUUGAAGUUGAAUCUUAUCCACGUCGGUCGCCAAAGUAUUUACCUGGAGAACCGUCGAGGAAAGUUAAGCGUGAGUCGGAAAAAGGAACGUUGGAACCUACUCCUCCUCCCACCGAUGGGAUAAAGAAUUAUUAUAUGAACAAAAUCGAUGAGCAUCAAUUUAUUUACACUGAAAAAGUGCUCAACUUGAGAAGACUAGAGGCUCAACGAAACGAGCUAAACGCUAAGGUUCGCAUGCUUCGAGAAGAACUACAGCUGCUGCAAGAACAGGGCUCAUUUGUCGGAGAAGUUGUAAAAGCUAUGGAUAAAAAGAAAGUGUUAGUUAAAGUACAACCAGAAGGAAAAUAUGUUGUGGAUAUUGAUAAAAACAUUGAAAUAUCCCAGAUAUCUCCAAAUUGUCGUGUGGCUCUCCGAAGCGACAGUUACACGUUGCAUAAAAUUUUACCAAGCAAAGUUGACCCCCUUGUGUCUCUAAUGAUGGUAGAAAAGGUCCCAGACUCUACUUAUGAGAUGAUUGGAGGCUUAGAUAAGCAAAUCAAGGAAAUUAAGGAAGUCAUUGAGCUUCCUGUAAAGCAUCCGGAGCUUUUUGAUGCUCUAGGAAUAGCACAGCCCAAAGGCGUGUUGCUAUACGGGCCACCAGGUACAGGUAAAACCUUAUUAGCUCGUGCUGUUGCUCAUCAUACUGAAUGUACAUUUAUUCGUGUCAGUGGUUCUGAACUUGUCCAAAAAUUCAUCGGUGAAGGAGCUAGAAUGGUUCGGGAAUUAUUUGUUAUGGCACGGGAACAUGCACCUUCCAUCAUCUUCAUGGAUGAAGUUGAUUCAAUAGGAUCCACUAGAUUGGAAAGUGGCACAGGGGGAGAUAGUGAAGUUCAACGGACUAUGUUGGAGUUGCUCAAUCAGUUGGACGGGUUCGAACCCAAACAAAAUAUAAAGGUUAUCAUGGCAACAAAUCGUAUAGACAUACUUGAUUCAGCUCUUCUGAGACCUGGUCGAAUUGAUCGAAAAAUCGAAUUCCCAGCUCCAAAUGAAGAAGCUAGAUUAGAUAUCCUGAAAAUACAUUCUCGAAAAAUGAACUUAACGAGAGAUAUUGACCUGCGCAAGUUAGCGGAAUCGAUGCCUGGUGCAAGCGGUGCAGAAGUGAAAGGAGUGUGUACGGAAGCCGGUAUGUAUGCUCUACGCGAACGCCGGGUUCACGUUACUCAAGAAGACUUUGAAUUAGCAGUUGCUAAGGUGAUGCAAAAAGAUUCUGAGAAAAACGUAUCCAUCAAGAAACUUUGGAAAUAA
Schistosoma turkestanicum is the source of this 1293-nucleotide messenger RNA. NCBI's taxonomy places the organism in Eukaryota, Metazoa, Platyhelminthes, Trematoda, Strigeidida, Schistosomatidae. The record is from the annotation of a GenBank genome assembly.